Molecule: messenger RNA, 1125 nt
Organism: Eucalyptus grandis
Lineage: Eukaryota; Viridiplantae; Streptophyta; Magnoliopsida; Myrtales; Myrtaceae
Product: omega-hydroxypalmitate O-feruloyl transferase-like
Exons: 5
Coding region: 1-1125 (374 amino acids)
Molecular function (GO): acyltransferase activity, transferring groups other than amino-acyl groups
Source: RefSeq, a predicted model, not a curated record
AUGACGAAGAGGGUUAGACGCCUAGCAAUGGUCGCCUUGGACACGGCGCCGUCAACUCCGCUGUUGGUGACGGCGGAGGGAGGCGGGAAGGUUGGGCUCAAUGUGACUGGAGAUGGAGGAGAAAGUGAUGGGAUGGGUACCGCAAUUCUCAGAGGGACGUUUGAGUCAUUUGAGGAUGAAAGCAAGAAUGCGAGGGAAACGUUUGGUGGGCUCUACGCUCUCUCAAACCUCGAUCAGACCUUCCCAUUCGUGAUUGAGACCGUGUUUGCCUUCAAUGGCAAAGGGAGAGGAAGGUGUUCCGCCGCGAUUGAGACAAUCAGAGAGUCACUGGCCAAGGCAUUGGUCGAGUUCUAUCCAUUCGCGGGCAGACUUGUCAUGGGGAGCGACGGGAGGAUGGUGGUGAGAUGCACUGGAGAAGGUGUCCCGUUUGUCGAAGCGACGUCGGAGGAUGACAUUGCAGUGCUGGUGACGACGUUCAAGUGCGGAGGGAUCGUCGUCGGCAUUGUCAUGAAUCACAUCCUUGUCGAUGGGAAAGCCCUCAUGGACUUCAUAGCUUGCUGGACAGACCUGGCUCGAGCCAAGCCGCCAUCACUUCUUCCUUUUCUCGAUCGAUCGGUGUUGUGCCCAAGGCGACCUCCGCACAUCGAUUUCCCCCACCAUGAGUAUGCUCCGAGAGACCGGCAGCCCGGACACGUGGUCGACCCCCAAACCAAACCCCUCGUUUACAGAUCCUUCUGCUUCAAGCCACACACUCUCAUUCAGCUCAAGAAAGCGUCAAGAAUCACAACCCAGAAUGGCUCUUCCGUAGUCCCGACGACCUUCGAAGUCAUAUCGGCGCUCGUGUGGAUCUCGCGAACCAAAGCUCUUGGAAUCCAUCCUCAUGAGACAACGAAGCUACUCACUAUAGUUGACGGCCGCCCCAAGUUCAACCCCCCGCUGCCAAGUGGCUACUUUGAGAACGGCAUUGCUUGGUCCUGUGCUGAGUGCAGCACGGGUGAAUUGACCCGGAAUCGCUUCUCGUUCGCUGUCAGGACCGUGCACGAGGCGCUCACAACUGUCACCGACAGUUACAUAAGGUCGGCCAUCGACUACGUCGAGCUUAACAGGGUCCUAGUUGACUGCUAG